AUGCGCUCAUCUGUCCUGUCUUUUACCUUGAUGGCUGGUUCUUGUCUGGCGCAGGGCGACCUUGUCGGCCUUCUCUCUUCCCAGUCGGACCUCAGUACUCUUGUUGAACUCGUCGCUCUUGUCCCCGGCCUCGCUGAGACUCUUUCGGCGGCCUCGAACAUUACCAUCUUCGCUCCAACCAACGAGGCUUUCGCAAAGGUCCCUCGCAACGAACCGGAAGGGGCCGCCAUCGAGCAUCGCAACGAGACCAUCGCAGUGGCUGCUCUUCUUGCGAAUCACGUCUUCAAAGGGGUCUAUCCAUCCGAUGUCAUUACCAAUGUCCCGACCUUUGCUCAGACUUUGCUCAACAGCUCUUACAUUACCCCCACGCAGCCGUUCUCAAACAUUACUGGUGGCGCCUACAACGGACUGGUCAAGAACGGAAACGAUGUCUGUAUUCUAUCUGGCGAAGAGACCAUUUCAACCGUGACUCAAGCCGACAUUAAGCUCGGUGAAGGUAUCACGAUUCAUACAGUCGAUACUGUGUUUUCAUUUGGGCCUCCUCUCCAGCUUUGGACCUACCGUGCUGCAUAUCGUGCCAUGAACGCUGCCCUUGAGGCUGCCAACCUCGGCUUCGAUGUUGGUCUUAGCGGCCCAGACCAGAAGGGCCUCAAUAUCUCUGAUUUUACCAUCUUCAUUCCUACUGACGCAGCUUUUGAAUCUAUCGGCUCUGUACUUGAGACUGCGGACCUUGAAACACUUCAGCAAGUUCUCAAGUUUCACAUCAUCCCCAAUAGCGUCAUCUUCUCGCCGUCGCUUGGUAAUGUCAGCGUCCCUUCACUCCAAGGUACUAACCUGACCUUCACUGUCUUGCCUGACGGUUCUGCCUGGUUCGACCGCUCGUCGCUCAAACCAUCUGCUGCUGUAGCCGAAAGACUUUCCUUUCCCAGCGCAUCUUCUGUCGCUGUCUUGCCGUUCACCAGCGUCGCAUUCGAAGGCGACACCAUGACUUACACAUCAACUCCUCGUCUUCUUCAGACUGUCGCUGCUGUCGCGACUUCUCGCCUCGAUGCUACCGCUACUGAUUCGAGCCCGCCACUCGCUACCUACACUGGAUCUGCUUUCAGUCUUGGUGGCAGUACCGCCAUGGUCAUGGCUCUCGCUGUCGGUGUUGCUAUGUUGUUGGUCUAG
Aureobasidium uvarum is the source of this 1170-nucleotide messenger RNA. NCBI's taxonomy places the organism in Eukaryota, Fungi, Ascomycota, Dothideomycetes, Dothideales, Saccotheciaceae. The record is from the annotation of a GenBank genome assembly.